CCAAAAUCCCGCGCUGUGUUUUCAAGGAACAGAGAGCCUUUUCACUCUCAAGAAAAUGGAAUCAGCUCACCGCCCUCACCUCCUCCUCCUCCUCCUCUUCUCAAUCUUAUGCUCACCGGCGGUUUCCACACCUCCCCAUCCGGGGAAUCUCCUCUUCAUCCUCGGCGACUCCACCUGCAUCUCUGGAUCUCGUCACCGCCUUCUCCCAGAUCUCAUCGCCGAUCGGAUGGCGCUUCUUCCGCUUCCCUCCUUCUUCGAGGCGGCGAUGAUCCGAAACAUCACAAACGCGACCCUCGCCGGCGGCAUCAACUUCGGAUCGGCGCCGGCGAGGAUCAUCACAUCCGGAGACGCCUCCAUUGAAGUGAAUGGGGAGAGGCUGUUCUUUGCAGCAGAGCUCAGUCAGCAGGUGAGGGCAGCGUGCACGAGGCUCUGCAGGUGGUUUACUUGACAGGCCGGGCCCGAGGUGGGGGAUCGAGUUGUGGGGUCGGCGGUCGGUUGAUGUCGUUUGGGUCUGAUGAGUAUGUGGAGAUGUUUGAAAUUGGAGGGCCGAGGGCGGUGGGGAUUAAGUUCGGGAGGAGGGGGUUUGCUAGGGUUCUUGUUACCCAAAUGGAGCGGGCUGUGAAGAAUCUAUACAAUGAGGGUGUCAGGAAGAUUGCAGUUAUGGGGGUGGGGCCCAUGGGAUAUGCUCCGAGAAUCUUGUGGGAUGGAAGGAGGAGAUUGCACGGAAAGAAUUGCAUAGAGGAGGUGAAUGAGGUUGUAUCCAGUUACAAUGACAAGCUUGCGGAGAGACUACUAAAUCUACAAUCAAUGCUUUCAGGACUCCAAAUAGUCUUCUGUGACAUUUACCGAGGGAUGAUGGAGAUCAUUUCAAAUUCUCACACUUAUGGAUUCAGCAGUGUGAAGAAUGCAUGCUGUGGAGUUGGCGACUUUGGAGCGAUGGUAGGCUGCCAGAACCUUGAGAUGUCUUGCAGUGAUCCAUCAAGCCAUAUCUGGUGGGACUUCUACAGCACUACUGAGGCAGUGAACUCGUUGCUGGCCAAUUGGUCAUGGUCGCCACCAGAGUCUCGACUUCAAAUUUGCCAACCCAUCGACCUUCAUCAACUGCUCUCCACUACAUAGCUUCCAUGAUUUUUCCAGGUGCACUCAGUUUAAACAAAUGUAAAUGUCAUUGCUUUUCUCUGCUGGUACAUAUUCGUAAAGUGAUAUGUCAUGGUGAUUACCUAAAUAGCUCAUGCUAUUACCAUUUUCUAUAGGCUGUAUGCUUUUAAUAGUUUUGUUAUGCACAGUGGCCACUGGGGAGUAGUGAAGAUGACGAUUUGUAUUCUUGGAUGUGAUACAAUAAUAUAGCAUUUAAAAACCCGAGAAUAAAUACUGUAUAUAUUUCAAACAGGACAUGACAAGCUUAUUGUGUAUA
Asparagus officinalis (garden asparagus) is the source of this 1414-nucleotide messenger RNA. RefSeq names its product GDSL esterase/lipase At1g71250-like. The transcript is spliced from 4 exons. The record is from RefSeq and is a predicted model, not a curated record. Bases 499 to 1119 code for a protein of 206 amino acids. Gene Ontology annotation, molecular function: hydrolase activity, acting on ester bonds. NCBI's taxonomy places the organism in Eukaryota, Viridiplantae, Streptophyta, Magnoliopsida, Asparagales, Asparagaceae.